Messenger RNA from Penicillium pulvis, 552 nucleotides. RefSeq names its product TRAPP subunit TRS20. The transcript has 2 exons. Gene Ontology annotation, cellular component: nucleus; TRAPP complex; cytoplasm. Gene Ontology annotation, biological process: endoplasmic reticulum to Golgi vesicle-mediated transport. NCBI's taxonomy places the organism in Eukaryota, Fungi, Ascomycota, Eurotiomycetes, Eurotiales, Aspergillaceae. The record is from RefSeq and is a predicted model, not a curated record. The coding region runs from base 1 to 552 and encodes 183 amino acids.
AUGUCAUACUACUUUACCAUCCUCUCACCAACCGAUACCCCGAUAUUCAACAUCGCCUUCGGCACAUCCAAAAGUGGCGGCGAUGGCAUUGCCCGCUUCCGGUUCCCGGACACCGCGCAGUACAUGAACCAAUUCAUCAUCCACUCGAGUCUGGAUAUCGUCGAAGAAACCCAGUGGACAAAUGGUGGAAUGUACCUCAAACAUAUCGAUACCUACCCCCCAGCCGCAGCUUAUAUCUCCGCCUUCCUAACUCCCAGUGGAGCGCGCUUCCUCCUCCUACACCAACCCCCACAACUCCCCGCGAGCAACUCAAGUAGUCUCGGUGCGUCUUCGCUUUUGGGCGCGUCUGGUUCCACCACCCGUGCUUCGUCGAGCUCUAUCGCUGCGAACCCGACUUCGCCGCAGACUGAGGAAGCGGUGCGCCAGUUCAUGAAUGAGAUCUACGAGAGCUAUGUGAAGACCGCUAUGAGCCCGUUCUACAAGCAGGGGAUGGAGAUUCGGAGUCCGGUCUUUCGGACGAAGGUUACGGCCGCGGGAAAGAAGUGGCUGUAG